AUGGUUGGAUCUGCGUGCGCAGCCAAGUAUAAUAUUAGUAUAUUGUGUUUAGAUCGAAAAACGGAAAAUUUAAGUUCGUCGGGCUUCUCACCUCCAAGUCCAUGGACCUCGUCAGGGCCGGUUGAUAGUUGUGAUGUUGAUCGCCGGACAGCGUGUGCCGCCGGGGAUCGUCUCUCCUCGAAGACCGGCCGCGGCGGAGUUCGUCACCUGCAGAAAAAUACAGACACAUGA
Molecule: messenger RNA, 231 nt
Organism: Macrosiphum euphorbiae (potato aphid)
Lineage: Eukaryota; Metazoa; Arthropoda; Insecta; Hemiptera; Aphididae
Source: the annotation of a GenBank genome assembly